Hydatigera taeniaeformis is the source of this 540-nucleotide messenger RNA. NCBI's taxonomy places the organism in Eukaryota, Metazoa, Platyhelminthes, Cestoda, Cyclophyllidea, Taeniidae. The record is from the annotation of a GenBank genome assembly.
AUGGACUUCAUCUCUUCCGCUGCAGAACGUUUUACCGACUUUCGUCAGCGCGUCGCCUACACUGGGCGGGAGUUGCUGGAGCGCAGUCGUAAGUGGCGCAGCUUCUCUACCAAGCCUCCCUCCAAUUGCGACGUCGUAGUCACUUUCGAACGAGGCACCAGUGAAAAUCAGAUAGAUUGGAUUUCUAAUCGUCUUCAAGCACGAAUUCCCGAGUUAAUUUUCACCAAAACCUUUCACAACGGUACUCAACGUCUGGCCCUCUAUUUAACCUGCUCAUUCAAUGAUCUCUUGAAAGGCGCUCGAGAAGUCCGGCUGCGAAAGCGACUGACAUCGGAAUUUGGCGGUGAAAUGCAGGAGUUUUGUAUUGAGGACUGCGAAGAAUUUGAGGGGUUCCUUGACCACGAGAAAUUCUUCACCAGUAGUGAGCGCCAGACCAUCGUGCGCUAUUACCUCAUGAGUCUUCGUGCCAUGGCUGGGGAUGCAUGGGACGAUACCAUCAAAUUUUCCCAGGGACAGGCCAUAAGUGAGUUAAUUUGGUAA